UUUGUGGUACAUUUUCUGGUAGCAGAGCGUGGUUACUUUUUACAUUUAUCUCGUAUUAUAACUUUUAUAUAUCCAUCCAUACGGUAAUUAGCCGCUCCGGUCGGUGUGACAUAUUGUGAUUGGGUUUUUUUUUCUCUGGUGUCUAUAUAAUUUCGUCAUUUUGUUAGCUUAUCAUUAGUAUAUAGAAUCUAUCAUAUUAUUAUCUAUCUCCUCGUUAUCGAUUGUCGAUAGUGAACAGACACCGGUUCUUGGUGUCACGUACGACGCACUUAUACGUAUAGUAUUAUAUCGCGUAUAUUUAUUAUUAUAUUAUAUCUAUAUUUUCCUAGUUCAUCUUUCUGUUGUAUAACAAAUCUUUACGAUGGACGAUCAGGAGGCCCGCCGUAUUAACCGCACGCUUAAAAAGGCCACCUUGCGUCGUAAUGAGUGUAUUAAAAAUAUACGCGCGAUACACGCGCUCGCGCAGCGUUGCAUUGAGGAGGAGGACUUAGUUCCCCAAUUGGUAGUUCUUUUAGCUGAAAUCAAAGAGUUAUGGACAGCGUUCACAGCGGAGAGUAAUACGGUUAUUGAUUGUUUAGUGGAUUUAGAUCGAGAUUCCGAGUAUUCUGUUGAUCAGGUAGCAGAGUUACGUGAAAUGAUAUCGUAUUCCCGCGCUACAGCUGAUCGCUACCUCACAAAUCAACAUAGUGCUGAGAGGUCAUUGCGUAAAGGGUCUGUCACGUCCCACGUAGAUUAUGGGUCCGCGAAUGAGUCUAUCCCUGAGGGGGAUAACAUUGUAUUUAACCCCCCCAAUAGUAAUGCUGAUGCUGUACUUAAUAGCUCACGUGGGGUACAGGGGGCAAAUGUUCCGGUUGAAAAUGAAAAUGUAUGUGUACGUAAUGUGUCUAACUUAAAACUUGCACGAUUGCCGGAAAUUCCGUUGCCCAUAUUUCACGGUGAUAUUUUCAAGUGGUUGACCUUCCGAGACCGUUUUAUCUCUAUGGUCGACCAGCGCCCCAAUAUUACAGAUAUAGACAAGUUCUAUUACUUAACAGGUUGUUUGCGAGACAACGCGCUAGAGGCGAUAGCCGGCAUACCGGUAUGCGGCAGCAAUUAUCAACUCGCGUGGUCUACAUUGAUAGCGCGAUUCGAUAAACCGCGGCUAGUAGCGUCUUCACUUAUCGAACAACUAUUAAACGCACCUAAAUUCGCAAAUGAAACGCUAGUUGAUUUAAACAAAUUUUUAUUGGUCUUUGACGAGGGGGUUUCAGUACUUGAGUCAAUGAAACUUCCGAACCUGGGUGACUUUAUUUUAUUUUCUUUGGCAUCGCGGUGCUUACCGUCGUAUUCAAUUAAGCUUUUUGAAGCUCAGCUCGCAAGUGGAUUUCCAACUGUUAGAGACUUAUUGUUCUUUGUAAAGUCUCGUGUUAAUAUAUUGGAGUGUGUACCCAGUGCGCCGCGUGAGUCCGUUCACAAACCAUCAAAACAGUCCGCUUCUCAAAAUUCGUAUGUCACCCCAAAACAUUAUAAUUCCGGCCCUAAUAAUUUUAAAAAGCCACAGUCCACAUCGUUAAUGACCAGCACAGGGACAUCAAAAUCGAAUGUUUCGUGUCCAGUCUGCAAGGGGUCGCAUAUAGUAUCGAAAUGCAACAAAUUUACGGGAUGGUCCGCAGACGUUCGGGAAAAAUGGGUGCGUGAAAAUCGGUGUUGUUUUCGGUGCCUACGCGUGGGCCAUUGGGCCCCGGAGUGUAAGUCCCCUGUGCAAUGCACUAACUGCCCUCGCAGACAUCAUCCACUGUUACAUACUUCGAACACGGUUAUUAGUGAUAGGGACAGUAACCCAACAUAUAGUAGUCAGUUGAACCGCGAAGAAACCACGGCACAAUCGUCUCUUCUCGGCAGUAAUGCGCAAAAUUCAUCGUCCGUCGUUCUUGGGACCGCGCUAAUUCAUAUCCGCGACUGUGGCGGUAUGUUGCACACUAAGCGCGCUUUGGUUGAUUCUGCAUCCCAGAUAAGCGCGAUCACCGUGGACUGCGCCGCCCAAUUGGGUUUAAGAGUAUCUCGUUGGACCGCCCCUAUUUCGGGUUUGUCCGGUACAUCAGUACAGGACGUUAGGGGGCAGGUAAAUUGUAACAUACAGCCUAGAUUUGCGACUAACCCGACCUUCAAUUUCACAGCGUGGGUAUUCCCCACUAUUACAGCUCAAAUGCCCAGCCAACCGAUAUCUGAUCAGGUGGCAGAUAAGUACCAAAAUCUCGCACUCGCUGACCCCUCAUUUACUUUGCCAAAUAAGAUUGAUUUACUGCUCGGCGCGGAUCUAUUUGCGCGCAUAUUAAAUGGCAAACGCGUGUCGGUAGGCGAUGCCUAUCCGGUGGCAUUCGGGUCCGUUUUCGGCUGGAUCAUAAUCGGCCCAGUUCCACUGUCGAAAAAUCCUAUAUCCAGUUCACACUUAAUUUCGUUGGUCUCCUCAAUCGAAUGUCUUAUGGAUAAUUUCUGGCGCGUAGAGGAACCAGAAACACCCCCUAAUGACUUUACGUGUGACGGGCAGUGUGAAGUAAUGUUCCGUAAAAAAUAUUCGCGAGAUAAUUCCGGACGUUAUGUAGUUCCUUUAUUAUUUCGCCAACCGGUGGCAGACACCACCUUUGCAGGUUCGCGUACGGUAGCGCUCAAACGGUUUGAGUCACUUGAACGCAAGCUCGCGUCCGACAGCCGCCUACGGGAGGCGUAUUGUAAUUUCAUGGCAGAGUACAUCUCGUUAGGUCACAUGUCUUUAGCAAAAACCGAGGGGUUAUACUUUAUCCCCCACCAUGCGGUGUUCAAGUCUUCUGACGUCGAAGCGAAAAUUCGCGUUGUAUUUGAUGCAUCUGCGCAAUCAUGUGCGAGCGCUUCGCUCAAUCAGUGCUUAUUCUCGGGUCCCAAACUGCAACAGGACGUGAUAGAUGUUCUCGUAUUAUUUCGCCUAUCGCGUCAUGCAUUUACGGCAGAUAUAAACAAAAUGUACCGACAAAUUUUAGUGGACCCUGAACACAGACGUUAUCAGCACAUUUUAUGGCGCGCAUCCCCGCAAGAUGCACUCGAAGAAUACGAGCUAAAUACCGUUACAUACGGGGUAAACUGUGCCCCUUUCCUCGCCAUUCGGGUUCUCCACCAUAUCGCCAAACAUGAUUGUACUGAUGUCCCCGCUGUUCGUGACGCGUUAUUAUUCAGUACAUAUGUAGAUGACAUUUGUGUCGGAGGGGAUACUGUAACCGAGGCGCUCUCACUUCAGCGUGAUUUAAUAACCAUAUUAAAACAGUCCGGUAUGAGUCUAAAAAAAUGGUCGAGCAACACCAUCGAGGUAUUACAACAGGUGCCCUCUGAGGAUCAAGCAUGCGGGUUAUUAUCAUUUGAUGAUGAAACUGGUGGGGGUACUAAAGUUUUGGGACUCCAAUGGUCGCAACGGGAUGACACUUUUAGAUAUGCCUGUCAGUCCGAAAACCUAAUAACAACUAAGCGAGGCAUGUUAUCAUUAAUUGCGCGCAUAUUUGACCCGCUCGGCUUAUUGGCGCCCGUAAUAUUUUUAGCAAAACAUUUAAUGCAGCGCGUGUGGCAACUCGGUAUUUCUUGGGAUGAACAGCUGCCCCCCGAAAUACUUGACGUAUGGAAUAAGUUUGUGGCGGAUCUCCCGAUUUUACAAAAACUAAACAUUCCGCGAUUUAUUGGUACUCAUUCCGGUAUCCAAGGUCACUUAUGCGGGUUUUGUGACGCGUCUGAAAAGGGUUUUUCGGCCGUCGUAUAUUUAAGACUUCGCAGUCGUUCUGGACCAGUAAUUUCUUUGUUAGGUGCAAAAACGAAGAUGGCUCCAACUAAGGCCUCAACGAUUCCACGGUUGGAACUUUGUGCCGCCGUUUUGUUAGCUCGUUGGAUGGCCCGGCUUAAAUUCACCCUUGAGCGCAAAAUUAAAAUUACUCAAAGUUAUGCCUGGUCAGACUCGACUACCGUGUUAAGCUGGCUUAAAUUACCUCAUGAUAGCUUUAAAAUUUUUGUGUCAAAUCGGGUACACAAAGUGACGACGUUGCUCCCCGCCUGCAAUUGGAAUUAUAUACCAUCGACUAGUAACCCUGCAGAUUGUGCGUCACGUGGUAUUUUCCCUGCUGAGCUAGUAAACCAUGAACUAUACUGGGGUGGGCCGGACGUUUUAUAUCGUGAUGAAACUGAAUGGUUGACGUUAGGUCCGAAGUUACUCACUGACGGUUUACCGGAGAUGAAAACCUCUCCAUUAACGACGCUUAUCACCAAUAAUAAGGAACCUCCCGAACCUGAGUGGUACGUGCGGUUCUCGUCUUACAUUCAUAUGAUUCGUGUUAUCGCUCGUAUGUAUAGGUUUAUCAAUGGCUGUAGACGUCUAGCGCAUAAAACCGAUUUUUUAUCACGUACUGAAUUGGACCACGCCGCCGUGGUCGUUGUAAAAUGUUCUCAACGAAUCGCAUUUGGCAAAUUGUUUCACGAUCUCUCAAACAAUCUUCCGAUAAGCGUCAAACCAGUGGCACGUCUUCGUCCGUUUAUAGAUCCCCGCGGGUUAAUUUGUGUAGGCGGCCGUUUGUUAAAUGCCGAUAUACCUAAUACACAGAAACACCCGAUUUUAUUAAGCAAAUCAUCCCACAUAUCGUUUUUAUUGAUUCGCCAUUGGCACGAUAUCACCGGUCAUGGGGGGCCGAGAAUUCUGACAUCUCUUAUUAACCGUUCAUACUGGAUUCUAUCGCUUAAUACCCUUAUCAGAACCGUUCUUAACAAAUGCCUCACUUGCGUCCGUUUAGUGUCCGUCAAUCCACAACCGGUCAUGUCCGAUCUCCCUACAUCUCGUGUGACAGAGUGCCAUCCGUUCUCGCGGGUCGGUAUUGAUUUCGCUGGUCCCUUAGUGAUGACCGAACACCGGUUGCGUAAGGCCCGUCAAUACAAGGUGUAUAUAGCUGUAUUUGUUUGUUUCGUGGUAAAAGCAGUUCACCUUGAAUAUGUGUCGGAUCUAACGACAGACGCAUUUCUGGCAGCCUUACAACGUUUUGUUGCUCGUCGUGGUCUCCCUACCGACAUUUAUACCGACUGCGGCACUAAUUUUGUGGGAGCCUCAAACUUAUUACGUACGUUGGUUGACGAUCCCAGCUGUAAAGAUCGUCUGGUUGCUAAAUUCCACUGUACGUGGCAUUUUAACCCACCCGGGGCGCCCCACUUCGGGGGAUUAUGGGAGGCGGCCGUGCGAUCUGCCAAAAACCUGAUGGUACGAAUAAUGGGAGAACAUAAGUUUACGCUUGAGGAACUUUGCACAUUAUUGUGCCGUAUAGAGGCUAUUCUUAAUUCGCGUCCCUUGGUACCACUUUCGUCGGACCCAUCUGAGUACGACUGUCUCACACCCGGUCAUUUUUUAAUAGGCCGUCCGUUACUUUCGGUUCCUGACGUGCACGCAGUUGACACGGCACGCCCAUUAGUCCAGCGCUGGAAGUUGCUUAACCAAUCCACCCAAUCAUUUUGGCGCCACUGGCACAACGGAUACCUAAACUCGUUGCAAACGCGUAAUCGUUGGACACACGAUGUGACCAAUCUUGCAGUCAAUGACAUGGUUGUUGUUAAAGAGCCAAAUGUACCACCGCUACGUUGGCGCAUGGCGCGUGUUGAACAAGUGUUUCCCGGAACGGAUGGUGUAGUGCGUGUAGUCAACUUGCGUACCGCAACUGGCACACUUACACGUCCGGUGGUAAAGGUUGUAAAACUACCAAGUUAAAAUAUAUAUAUAUAUAUAUAUAUAUAGUUCAUCUUUGCACUUACGUUGCAAUAUGUCAUGCCCGGUGUUACUGAUUACUCUAUAUACAUUCGCUAUGCGAUCAAUUAAUGUACCUUAGGUCCUAUGGGUAUCAGACAUAAAGGACGCGUAUAGCUAUAUUAUUUAAAUUUUCUAAUAUUUAUUG
Molecule: messenger RNA, 5918 nt
Organism: Melanaphis sacchari
Lineage: Eukaryota; Metazoa; Arthropoda; Insecta; Hemiptera; Aphididae
Exons: 1
Coding region: 362-5734 (1790 amino acids)
Biological process (GO): DNA integration
Molecular function (GO): zinc ion binding; nucleic acid binding
Source: RefSeq, a predicted model, not a curated record